AUAGAAAAUAGCACAAAAAUGUCGCGACAAGCCACUCGACUUGAUGCCAAAAAAGUGAACUCCGAAUUCCUGACCCUCACCUAUGGCGCCCUGGUCACCCAAAUGCUGCGUGACUUUGAGAACGUCGAGGAUGUAAACAAACAAUUGGAGCGCAUUGGCUACAACAUGGGCAUGCGUCUGAUCGAGGACUUUCUGGCUCGCACUUCGGCGCCCCGUUGCCUGGAGAUGCGGGAGACAGCCGAUCGGAUACAGCAGGCAUUUCGCAUAUAUCUCAAUAUACAGCCAACUAUAUCGAAUUGGUCGGCGGCCAGUGAUGAGUUCUCGCUAAUCUUUGAUUCGAAUCCAUUGACGGAAUUUGUUGAGCUGCCAGCGGACUUGACCAAUUUGCGUUAUUCGGCCAUACUAAGUGGUUGCAUACGUGGUGCCCUCGAGAUGGUACAAUUGGAGGUGCAGUGCUGGUUUGUACAGGAUCAGCUCAAAGGCGACAAUGUGACGGAGUUGCGCGUAAAGUUUGUGCGACGUCUCGAGGAGGUCAUACCAGCUGGAGAGGAUUAAAACAAUACAGAAUAUACAGAGAAGCAGAUCAGAAGAAGAACAACAACAACAACAAGAUGAAGGAGAUAUAUAUAUAUAUAUAGAGAAUUUGAUAUGUUUAAGACGUUAGGCAGAGAGCUGGCUGGAGGCGUUAGAAGAAGCUGCAUUCCGGAGCAAAAACAACAACAACAAAAAACAAUAAAUUUUUGUUUUAUGUUUUAUUCGACUUUAUACAAAAAAUGAUUUCCAUUUUUACUGGAUAAUACCAUAACAAUAUAAUAUAGUAAAAAUAUAUAUACACAAAUACAUAUAUAUAUAU
Molecule: messenger RNA, 853 nt
Organism: Drosophila willistoni
Lineage: Eukaryota; Metazoa; Arthropoda; Insecta; Diptera; Drosophilidae
Gene: Bet3
Product: trafficking protein particle complex subunit 3
Exons: 3
Coding region: 19-555 (178 amino acids)
Biological process (GO): intra-Golgi vesicle-mediated transport; endoplasmic reticulum to Golgi vesicle-mediated transport
Cellular component (GO): cytosol; cis-Golgi network membrane; TRAPP complex
Source: RefSeq, a predicted model, not a curated record